Molecule: messenger RNA, 2140 nt
Organism: Cucurbita moschata (crookneck pumpkin)
Lineage: Eukaryota; Viridiplantae; Streptophyta; Magnoliopsida; Cucurbitales; Cucurbitaceae
Product: putative receptor-like protein kinase At4g00960
Exons: 7
Coding region: 131-2122 (663 amino acids)
Biological process (GO): protein phosphorylation
Molecular function (GO): ATP binding; protein kinase activity
Source: RefSeq, a predicted model, not a curated record
AUACAAUAAAACUUCUAUUAAAAUAAAGGAAAGUCGUAGCCGAAGCUCAGAAGUUAAAGCAUUCUUCAUUGGUGGAAAAAUAAGCCAACGACCUUCAUUACGCUCAUUAAAAGGGAAGCUCCUAUAUGUCAUGGUUUUUUGUAACUCUCCUGUUGUUAUGGCAUUCUUUCUUCCUUUUGCCUUGUUUUUCUUUGCCAGAAUCUGUGCCACUCAGCCAGUCUUUGUCAACCAUGUCUGCAUGUAUCAAGUAGGGAACUUCACCAGCAACAGCACCUACAAGACCAACCUCGAUCAUGUACUCUCUUCCAUUGCCACUGCCAAAGAUAGUGGCAAUGGCUUUUACAAUUUUUCCUAUGGUGAAAGCUCAGAACGAACCAAUGCCAUGGCGCUCUGCCGAGGAGAUACGAAGCCUGAUGUUUGUCAAAGCUGCCUCAACGACUCUAUAUAUUUUCUAACACGGCUAUGUCCUAAGCAGAAAGAAGGUAUUGGGUGGUAUGAUAACUGUAUGUUGCGCUAUUCAAGUCGUCGCAUGUUUGGCACAAUGGAAGCUGAACCCAUGUACAUAGUGUUGAUGAACAACGACAGUGUGAUAAAGGAAGAUCUGUUCAAGCACAACCUGAGGACAUUGCUGUAUAGCUUGAAAGAUAAUGCUUCUUCAGGUGAUUCUUUACGGAAGUAUGCAGCUGGAGAUAUAUUUGGAGAAGGGUUGGGGAGGAUAUAUGCACUUAUGCAGUGCACACCUGAUUUGUCUCAAAUUGAAUGUGAUGCUUGCUUAGAUUCAGCUAUCCAAAAAAUUCCAGCAUGUUGUAGCGUAGCUUGGAGACUUUUUUCACCCAGCUGUAAUGUUAGAUAUCAGAUGUCCCCCUUCUUUGAUCCUCUACUGGUUUCACCACCACUGCCGCUAGUUUUUGUUCCAUCCAGCAAUACCACGUCUUCAGAAGACAAGAAGAAGACUGCCGUACACACUACCAUUGUAAUAGCUCUACCGUUCGUGGUUGUUUCGGUUUUCGCCAUCGGCAUCUACAUGUUUUUGAGAUCCAGAAAGUUGAGGGAGAGAGUUGAGACUACUGAUCAUGAUGACAUUAGCCCUGUGAAUUUCUUGCAAUAUGAUUUCAAGACGAUUAGAGAUGCAACAGAUGACUUUGCUAUCUCAAAUAAACUUGGUCAAGGUGGAUUUGGUGCUGUUUAUAAGGGUAAGCUUUUGAAUGGACAAGAAGUGGCUGUGAAAAGGCUAGCUCAAGGUUCGCAACAGGGUGACUUCGAAUUCAAAACUGAAGUCUCACUGGUUGCUAAGCUACAACAUCGGAACCUGGUUCGACUUCUUGGCUUUUGCUUUGAGAGAAAUGAAAGACUCCUCAUCUACGAGCUUUUACUGAACUCAAGCCUAGAUCGUUUCAUAUUUGAUCCAGUUCAACGUCAAUAUUUGGACUGGUCGAGACGUUACAGAAUUAUAGUUGGCAUCAGUCGUGGACUCGUGUAUUUACACGAAGAUUCUCGAUUCAAAGUCAUCCAUCACGAUCUUAAAGCUAGUAAUAUUUUAUUAGAUGCCGACCUAAAUCCAAAAAUCACCGAUUUUGGAAUGGCAAGAUUGUGUUCAACUGAUCAAUCAGAUGGUGAUACAAGUAAAAUCAAGGGAACAUACGGAUAUAUGGCUCCAGAGUACGCGUUGUACGGGCAUUUUUCAGUGAAAUCAGACGUGUUCAGUUUUGGCGUAAUUCUGCUAGAGAUCAUGAGUGGCCAAAAGAACAGUUGCUUCCAAGAUGGAGAAAACACAGAGCACCUUCUAAGCUACACAUGGAAGAACUGGAUGGAAGGGAAUGUCGGGGCCAUCAUAGACCCGAUAUUGGGUAGAACAUGCAUGGAUGAAAUGGUGAGAUGCAUCCAUCUAGGAUUACUGUGUGUUCAAGAAAACAUAGAGAGCAGACCCACCAUGGCUUCAGCUGUUGUCAUGCUCAAUAGCAACUCCUUCACUCUUCCUGUACCUCUGCGGCCCGGAUUUUUGCUGCAGAGUAAUGCCUCAAACUUGCCACAGCAUGUUGAUGAUUACACACAAGAAUCACAGCAUAGUCUGUCUGAGACCCUUUAUAUUGAGGAAGAAUCGGCAAACCAGUUUAUUCUGUAGAAUUGUAAUUUAACCAAA